Messenger RNA from Penicillium lagena, 1683 nucleotides. RefSeq names its product guanosine diphosphatase. The transcript has 3 exons. Gene Ontology annotation, biological process: nucleoside diphosphate catabolic process; protein N-linked glycosylation. The coding region runs from base 1 to 1683 and encodes 560 amino acids. Gene Ontology annotation, molecular function: UDP phosphatase activity; GDP phosphatase activity. The record is from RefSeq and is a predicted model, not a curated record. Gene Ontology annotation, cellular component: Golgi apparatus; membrane. NCBI's taxonomy places the organism in Eukaryota, Fungi, Ascomycota, Eurotiomycetes, Eurotiales, Aspergillaceae.
AUGUCGACGGGUGUCGACAAGCAACAGCCGCCAAGCAAACUCCUCGAUCUCGGUUCAGUCCCUCGCCAGCGAUCAAUCUCUCACAGCAACGGCUCCGCCUCUCCUAAUUCGGUCGAAUCCGGUCACGGACUAGGCACUGCUCGCCCCAAAAAAUCCAACAUGGCCCAGACUCAGCGAUCGCGGUAUUUGAAGACCGCUGCUAUUGUCGCUUUUGUGUUUAUGCUGCUUCUAUGGAUGUCGCCCUCGAAGCCUACAUACUCUCGCACUAGUUUUAGCACCGAACCACCGCCCUCCGGCGUCAGCACCUCCACCAAAUGCACAAAGCCCCAUGAUCCCUCCAAGCCUCUGAUUCAGUAUGCGCUCAUGAUCGAUGCCGGCAGCACGGGCUCUCGUAUUCACGUCUACCGGUUCAACAACUGCGGUUCCACCCCGGAAUUGGAGAACGAGGUUUUCGAGCAGACGAAGAAGGUGGAAGGUGGUAGCUCUGGUCUUAGCUCGUACAAGGAAGAUGCCGAGGGCGCUGCCCGCAGUCUGGAUCCCCUCAUGGAUGUUGCCGUGCAGAACGUUCCCGAAGAGUACAGGUCGUGUACGCCACUUGCUGUCAAGGCCACUGCCGGACUUCGUCUUCUCGGUCCAGCGAUGAGCGACAAUAUCCUCGAGGCUGUGCGACACCGCCUGGAGACGGUCUACCCAUUCCCCGUGGUGUCCAAGGAGAAGGGCGGCGUCGAGAUCAUGGAUGGCAAAGACGAGGGCGUCUAUGCCUGGAUCACGACCAACUAUCUUCUCGGCAAGAUCGGCGGCCCCGAUCAUACCCCGACGGCUGCCGUCUUUGAUCUGGGUGGUGGUUCCACUCAGAUCGUUUUCGAGCCGACCUUCGAGCAUAGUGCGUCGGGCGGUAUGCCGGAACGCCUUGCGGAAGGUGAUCACAAGUAUGACCUGCAGUUCGGCGGCCGCCACUUCGAGCUCUACCAGCACUCCCACCUUGGCUAUGGUCUGAUGUCGGCGCGGGAGGCUGUCCACAAGUCCCUCGUGGAGUCCAUGCUAGUCAAUAGCCCCAGCGACCUGUCGUGGCUGAAGCGGCCGAUCACCAAUCCGUGCAUUGGCCCCGCUAUGGAAAAGGAAGUGGAACUGAAGUACCCCGACGGUCACCCUACUUUUGGCACAAGUAUCAAGGUCAAGAUGGCCGGCGCGAAGGAGCACUCCACAGCCGCGCAGUGCCGCGGUCUGACUGAGAAGAUCCUGAAGAAGGACGCCGACUGCAAGCUGGCUCCAUGCUCAUUCAACGGUGUGCACCAGCCGUCCCUGGCGAAGACCUUCGCCCGCGAGGAUGUCUACGCCUUCUCGUACUUUUUCGACCGCACCGACCCGCUUGGCAUGCCUAGCUCAUUCACUGUGGAUGAGCUGCACGACCUGACUUCUACUGUCUGCGCCGGCGAGUCCAGCUGGAAGGUGUUUGAGGGUGUCGAAAAGGCGCUGGCGGAGCUCCAUGAUCGGCCUGAGUGGUGCUUGGAUCUCAACUUCAUGUUGGGUCUGCUACACACCGGAUACGAGAUGCCGCUGACUCGCGAGAUCAAGAUCGCCAAGAAAAUCAAGAACAACGAGCUGGGCUGGUGUCUUGGUGCGAGCUUGCCUCUCCUGAGCCAGGAAUCCGGCUGGACCUGUCGCGUCAAGGAGAUCUCGUAA